UUCUACCUUACAUUCCCCCCAGGAGCACGCUGUCCUGUCCCAGCUGAACACCAUGCGGCUGCAGAGUCAGCUGUGUGACGUGACCGUGUGGGCAGGCGGACAGAAGUUCCACUGUCACCAGGCCGUCCUGGCCGCCAGCAGCGGACACUUCCACAGCAUCUUUGUACAGGGAGUGCUCUGCUUCCCCAAGAAACCCACAAACGAAACCCUGGACCUGAGCUUUAUCUCCGCAGAGGUCUUCUCCAUCAUACUGGACUACAUCUACACGGCGAACAUCCACUGUCCCACCGGGAUCGUGGCGGACGUUCUCCAGGCCGCGAAAACGCUGGAAAUAGAACCGUUGACGACGCAGCUACCCGCGUUUGUGGGAGGUGCCACACCGAUAAGUGGCUUGAACAAUACCAGUGUACCCAGUGUGAGUGUGGAGAAACCCCCUCCCUCCAGCAUAACGUCUAGUGUGGGAGGAUCAAAACUGAAUGUUCCAAAUUCCUUGGCGGAGAUGUUGAGUGAGCAAGAGGAAAACACGGACCAGCCAGCCGGCCAAAGUGCGAUGGAAGAUGUGGUUGUCAAACAAGUUGAGGAUGCUGAGUUCAGUCAAAUUUUGGACUCGAUGAUGAGUGAAACGGAGUCCAAGAGCGAAAAUGGUGUCGGCAAUUUGGUGGACUAUUUUGGGGCUGCCGACACGAGCGAUGACUCUGGCGAUGAAGGCGAUCAGGAAGAAGAGCAGGAAGAAUCAAGCAGUGACAACAGUGAUGAUGAUGACGACGAUGAUGAUAAUGAUGAUGACAACAAUAAGGAUGGUGCAGACUCUCAUGGUGUUUGGAUGCCAAUCAUAAAGGAAGACCCUGGUCCUGAUCCGAUCCCUUUCACUGCAGUUCCAGGCAUCAAGCACCCUCCCCCUCAGGACUCCAAACCCAUUGAUUACUUCAAUCUCUUCUUCACGGCAAACAUUGUCGCUAAGAUUGUCUACGAGACCAAUCGUUACGCCCAGCAGUGGAUCGUUGCGCACCGGGACUACCUUCUUGAGAAACAGCGCUCCGUCGUUCACCAGUGGCAAAAGAUUGGCCAAACUACAGCAGAGGAGUUCAGGGCAUUUCUGGGAGUUGCUCUGAACAUGGGGCUGGUGAAGAAGUCCACCAUGAGCAGCUACUGGGACAGGGCUCACAAGUGCCAGGCAACGCCGUGGUUCACUGAGCAUUUUUCGAGGGAUCGCUUUGAAUUACUCCUAAAAUUCCUUCACUUCAACAACAUUGCUAGGCAGCCUCCCCCUGCUGACCCAGCACACAAGCUGUACAAGAUAAAGCCCAUUGUGGAGCACUUCAACAGGGUCUUCCUCCACCACUACCAUCCUGGCAUGGACAUUUCAAUCAAUGAGAGCUCAAUGGGAUUCAGAGACCAAGCACCCCAUCCGACCCAGUUCAAGGCCCAGAAGCGCCAUGCCAAGUUUGGAAAGAAGCUGUGGUGCGUGUGUGACAGCCUGACUGGCUACACCUCCUUCUUUGAGGUUUACACGGGAAGGGAUUCGGCAGCGCCUGCUGACCCCCACGGGUCGAUGUACGCCAUGGUGAUGAGACUGAUGACUGCCUGUGACUUCCUUCACUGCGGACACCACGUUGGAAUAGACAACUUCCUCUCCUGUCCUGAUCUCUUUUUUGACCUGUACAAGCAGGGGACAACGGCUACUGGAACAGUCAGGUCGGACAGAAAGGGCCUGCCCCAACCAGCUGUCAACCAGAAGAUUAAAAACAACCAGACUGCCGAGCGACGCAAAGGGCCCCUCCUCUGUGUGGUGUACAAGGAUGGGAGUAAGUUUAAACAGCCAGUUGUCCUCCUGAGCACCGCUGUCGCCGGGGGAUCCCAAGCUGUUGUUACACAGAAGGGUAGGCAGGUGCAAAGGCCCAAGGUGGUCGUCAAGUUCAGCAAGGCGGUAGGAGGUGUCGACUUGGGCGAUGCCACGCUCACGAAUCUCUCAGAUAGGCGGACCAUGAAAUGGACCAACAAGGUGUUCUUCGCGAUCUUUGGGAGGGCUGUGCUGAACAGUUUUGUCCUGUAUGACCAGCACAGCUCCGAUAACCCCAAGCUCAGCAGACACCAGUUCAUGUUGCAGCUUGUGGAGAGUCUUGCAGGCAGCUACUUCCCACCCAACGCUGUGCGCCCACCGCGCCGUACACCAAGCCAGAUCAGACAGGACAGGGAAAUGCCAAAUGUGCAAGGAGCUUCUGCCCAGGUCGAGUCUGGUACUGCAGGAGGCCCAGGUGGCCAACAUUGGCCCAGGAAGCUGCCGAAGGGCAGGCUGAGAAACUGUGUGGCAGGUCACCCGACCAGGACCAGAAGCUCGUAUGAAUGCCCAGCCUGUAAUGUGGGGCUCUGCAUCAAGUGCUUUCCUACUUAUCACGAAAGAUAA
Messenger RNA from Branchiostoma floridae (Florida lancelet), 2404 nucleotides. Its product is annotated as piggyBac transposable element-derived protein 4-like. The record is from RefSeq and is a predicted model, not a curated record. Bases 53 to 2404 code for a protein of 783 amino acids. The transcript has 4 exons. Lineage: Eukaryota; Metazoa; Chordata; Leptocardii; Amphioxiformes; Branchiostomatidae. Gene Ontology annotation, molecular function: protein binding.